Molecule: messenger RNA, 1716 nt
Organism: Cryptococcus amylolentus CBS 6039
Lineage: Eukaryota; Fungi; Basidiomycota; Tremellomycetes; Tremellales; Cryptococcaceae
Product: tubulin beta chain
Exons: 7
Coding region: 113-1456 (447 amino acids)
Biological process (GO): mitotic cell cycle; microtubule cytoskeleton organization
Cellular component (GO): microtubule; cytoplasm
Molecular function (GO): GTPase activity; GTP binding; structural constituent of cytoskeleton
Source: RefSeq, a predicted model, not a curated record
GCUCGUUCUUGCUCUCUUCUCUCUUUUUCCUGCGACUGCCAGUCCCAACAAAUCCUCCCUGCCACUCUUUUUGCCCUCCUACCACCCAACCUCAACCCCAUAAUCAUCCAAGAUGCGAGAAAUCGUCCACCUUCAGACCGGUCAAUGUGGUAACCAGAUUGGUGCCAAGUUCUGGGAAGUCGUCUCUGAGGAGCACGGCAUCCAGGCCGAUGGUUCCUACAAGGGUACCACCGACAGCCAGCUCGAGCGGAUCAACGUCUACUACAACGAGGCCGCUGCCGGCAAGUACGUGCCCCGUGCGGUCCUCAUUGACCUCGAGCCCGGAACCAUGGACUCUAUUCGAGGUGGUCCCUUGGGAAGCCUCUUCAGGCCCGACAACUUCGUCUUCGGUCAGUCCGGUGCCGGUAACAACUGGGCUAAGGGUCACUACACUGAAGGUGCCGAGCUUGUUGACUCUGUUCUCGACGUCGUCCGACGAGAGGCUGAAGGCUGUGACGCUCUCCAAGGUUUCCAGAUCACCCACUCUCUUGGUGGUGGUACCGGUGCCGGUAUGGGUACGCUCUUGAUCUCCAAGAUCCGAGAAGAGUUCCCCGACCGAAUGAUGUGCACUUUCUCCGUCAUUCCUUCUCCCAAGGUCUCCGACACCGUUGUUGAGCCUUACAACGCCACCCUUUCCGUCCACCAGCUUGUCGAGAACUCUGAUGAGACUUUCUGUAUCGACAACGAAGCUCUUUACGACAUUUGCUCUCGUACUCUUAAGUUGAACACCCCUACCUACGGUGACCUCAACCACCUCGUCUCCGUCGUCAUGUCUGGUGUCACCACCUGUCUUCGAUUCCCCGGUCAGCUCAACUCUGACUUGCGAAAGUUGGCCGUCAACAUGGUGCCCUUCCCUCGUCUCCAUUUCUUCAUGGUCGGCUUUGCUCCUCUUACCGCUCGGGGUUCCGCCAGCUACCGAGCCGUCUCUGUUCCUGAGCUCACUCAGCAGAUGUUUGACGCCAAGAACAUGAUGGCUGCCUCUGACCCCCGACACGGUCGAUACCUCACCGUUGCCUGCUACUACCGAGGCAAGGUCUCCAUGAAGGAGGUUGAGGACCAGAUCCAGUCCGUCCAGGCCAAGAACUCUGCCUACUUUGUCGAGUGGAUCCCCGGAAACAUCUCUGCCGCUCAAUGUGACAUUCCUCCUCGUGGUCUCAAGAUGUCCUCUACCUUCAUCUGCAACUCCACCUCUAUCCAAUCGCUCUUCAAGCGAAUCGGUGACCAGUUCUCUGCCAUGUACAGGCGAAAGGCUUUCGUCCACUGGUACACUGGUGAGGGUAUGGAUGAGCUCGAAUUCUCCGAGGCCGAAUCCAACUUGCAAGACUUGGUCUCCGAGUACAUGCAAUACCAGGAGGCUGGUGCCGAUGACGAGAUCUACGGUGACGAGGAGAUCCCCAUCGAGGAGGAGGAGAUGUAAAAUCCCCAACUUCAAGAAAAUAUCCCCCGCCUCCUUGCCCUCGUGCAUCAUCGUGAUUCCCUCGCGACUUGUUUCGAUGGUCGUCUUUGGUCUCGCAUCUUCCCCCUAUUCCCCUGCAUCUAUACCCCCUCAUAAUCAACCUUUUCUCUCGCCAUACCCGGAGCUUGGGUCUCCGAUGUCUCUUUGUGAGACGGUGUGCUGCGUAUCACCCGACAUCUUUUUCAUAAUGGGCGGUCUUCAGUGCUGUCAUGCAACCCGUA